ACUCCCAGCCUUUCCAUCGAAGGUAACGGAAGGGCUCGAUAAAAGAGGGAGCUUCGCCCUGUUCCGUUCUUCAUCUUCCCCACCACGCCACACACCCCCACCCCCACCGCCGACGCACUGCCUCCUCCCCCCAGCUCCACUGCGCAGGGUCUCCGCCUCUCCGGCCGCAUAGCCGAGGUUUGCAGGGGCUGCGCGGAAGCCCCCGCCGCCGCGGACUCGCGCCAUGAUGCCUCAGCAGGGCACGCCGCCGUCGUUCCGCGGCCUCGUGCCGCUCGGCCGCCCCCGGGAUCUCGUCAUCAAGGUCAACUAUGGUGGCACUCUCAAGCGGUUCAGUGCUUCGGUGAAUGGUUCAAACUUAGAUCAUAAUCUUGCUGCCCUUCAGUCAAAGAUUGCAAAUGCUUUUAAGUUCAGCCCCGAGGAGCAAUUUAUUCUCACAUAUACUGAUGAGGAUGGAGAUGUUGUGAUGUUGGAUGAUGAUGAUGAUUUACGUGAUGCUGCUGUUAGUCAGGAGCUGAACCCUCUUAGGAUUGAUGUUCAGUUGAAAAGCAGCACUGCCGGGGCACCUCAGCCUAACCAGCAAGCCUUGAAUUCCAGGUCUAAGAUGUCGGCAGCUAUGGAAGAUCAACUAGCUCAGGUGAAAUCAGCUAUUGAUGAAGCCUUGAAGUUUGUACCAGAGCAAGUUCCUGCCGUCCUUGCUAAACUAUCACAUGAGCUGCGCUCUAAAGCUGCAUCAUCGGCACCACCAGUGCGUGACUUGCUGGAUCGAAUUGCUAAACUGAUGACACCCAAGAGCGGCAUGGAACCUACCAGUGGUCUCUCUGACAGUUCAUCUGGUUCCUCUAGUGGUAAUCCACAAACAUUUAGAGACAUGAAACAUAAUAAUGCAUGUGAAUCUGCAACAGUUCCAGCUUCACAUUCGCAACAUGCUAAAUCAUCUAGAGCACUUGGUCUUAAGAGUGUGCUAGUUGAGAAGACCAAUGCUCAAGUUCAACAAGCGCCAGGCUGUACUUCAAUUGGGGUUCCAUCGGUUCUAGUCGGUUCUGGUGGAAAACUCUUGUAUCAUAAGAAAAGAACUGAUGCCCUGAGUAAGGGGAAAUCACAUGCCCAAAGUAUGGGGAAAUCUGUCGUGUCUUCUUCGGUGCCACCUGUUCCUUCAUUUGCUCCUGGUGGAUCUACUCUUGGUUCUCCGAACGGUUAUACGCCCUUUGGGAAUAUCAAAAAGAUCAAUGGUGAUUCAAGCUCAGCCUUCCCUGCCCCCAGAGGCCCUCCACCCAGUUCAAUGCCGACCUUCGAAACUAUUCCGAGACUUCCCCCUUACUGUUCACUUCCAACCCAUGGUUUGCAGAAGGCAUUCCCUCCUCCACCUGCCUAUGACUACAAUCAGUUUAGCUUCAGUAGGCCUUCCGCAGUUAAUCCAUAUGGAAUUUAUCAAGAUCCCUACUCAUUUGGUUCAUACAGUGGGUAUGGUAUCCCACAGCAGUCGGUUCAUAAAUGGGUAGAAUGUGAUGGCUGCGGGGUGACACCUAUUGUUGGGCCUCGCUACAAGUCCACUGUCAAGUACAACUAUGAUCUAUGCAGUGCUUGUUUCUAUCGCAUGGGCAAUGAGGCUGAAUAUGCCAGAAUGGACAAGCCACUCUCAGUAAGUGAAAGAUUGAGAAACCUGAAUAAGGAUAAGAGGUUCCUCCAACUUGACUGCCGUUUCGUCAAGGAUCUCACUGUCCCUGAUGGAACACGAAUGGCGCCAUCAACUCCAUUUCGUAAGAUUUGGUGCAUGCUUAACAAUGGAAAUAUCGUAUGGCCUUAUGGAACCCACCUUGCCUGGGUUGGUGGAGAUCAAUUUGCUCGCCAAAGCUUAGUGAAAUUAGCGAUUCCAGAGGCUGGUUUCCCCUUGAAUGGAGAAAUCGAUGUUUGUGUUGACUUUGUUUCACCUGCGAAACCUGGUAGGUACAUAUCGUACUGGAGACUAACAUCGCCAGACCUACAGAAAUUUGGUCAGCAAGUUUGGGUUCUUAUUGAGGUGGAAGAGCCUGUUCAAGCCGGUGACAAUCAAACUGCUGCAAUAGACUUGAACUUGCCUGCAGACAGCAACCCUGCAACAUCGAGGCCAUCCAUUGUGCAACAGCCUGUCCAGACCAGUGGCAAUAAGGGAACUGCUGCAGUGAACUUCUUGAGCUUGCCUGCAGAAGGCAGCACCGCAACCUGGACCUCAGAUUCUGCAUCUGACUCUGACAAUGAUGGCAUACCUCUGCGUGAUGUGCUUGCCACGCUGAGACGGAAGGGACCCAAAGCGGUUGGAAGUGUUGUGCCCUCUGCACCAGCAACAGAUGAACCAGUUCAAGUACCCAUCGCUUAUCCCCAGGCAGCAGAUGAACCAGUUCAAGUACCCAUCGCUUAUACACAGGCAGCAGAUGAACCAGUUCAAGUACCCGUCGCUUAUCCCCACGCCUCAUCUGCUGAAGCUCUAGGGAUGCCUGCUGGUGUGGCCGCACCUGAAGCCGCACCACUGCCGGAGCCCAUCAGUGUGCCGGAACCUCUGCCAGCACCUACUCUUGUCAAUUCACAUGUCGCUCCUGUUAGCAUGCCUUUGCCUGAUCAAACCAUCAACAACAACAACAUGGAGGAGAAGCUUCUGAGGGAACUGGCGGACAUGGGCUUCAGGCAGGUUGACCUGAACAAGGAGGUGCUUCGGCAGAAUGAGUAUGAUCUGCAGAAGUCGGUGGAUGACCUGUGCGGCUUCCAUGAAUGGGACCCACUCCUUGCGGAGCUGAAGGAACUGGGUUUUGAUGAUUGACACAGAUGUAGAAGGAGUGCUCGAGCAAGAACCAUGAAGUUCCAUGAAGCGUGUGGCGAUGGAUCGAUCUUCCUUCCAGAGAUAAGGAGCGGUGAUGGCCUCCUGCGCUCAUCUGCUGGAGCGCUGCUGCCUAAUAGUAACCUAGAUAUAGAUGAAGUAGUACCUAGUAUAAUGUAAUGCGGGAAUAACCAGACGAACUGAAGUGAUGCUGCAUAAUGCAGUGCACUGCAGCCGCAGUAGUAGUAGUAGCAGCCAGUAAGCAGGACCAUAAUAGUCUGGCGCUCCGGUGAAAUAUGGUGUGUGGUCGCUCGUGCACCGUGGUUUGCCUUUCGUGUAAGCAGGGUACCUUAUCAGGCGAACUGCUAGUAUGGUUUAUGAGUAUGCUAUGUUUAUAUC
Molecule: messenger RNA, 3187 nt
Organism: Aegilops tauschii subsp. strangulata
Lineage: Eukaryota; Viridiplantae; Streptophyta; Magnoliopsida; Poales; Poaceae
Product: protein NBR1 homolog
Molecular function (GO): protein binding; zinc ion binding
Source: RefSeq, a predicted model, not a curated record